AUGGCGGCCUCCAAAGCCUUUGCUGUUGCGCUGGUUGCUUGUGCUUGCCGUGUUGUGUCUGCUGGGCCUUUGAGCAACCUGCUAGCAGACUUGACUGGCCAGAACAGCCACCACAACGCAACAUGCCUCUCUGACGCUCACGAGGGCAGUGCACAUGCUUGUGGUCUGGCAUCCAGCUUCACGGGCUUCUUCCCUGAUGCAGCUGCGCACCAGUCGGAUCAUUUCCUGCCCGAGAUCUCGAGCCAAUCCGUCUCUGGUUCUCAUGACAUGCAACAUGGUGAUCACAUGGACCAAUUCGACCAGCAGUCGUUGCUCACGGGAAAGCGCCCGAAAAUGUUCGUGAGCUUCAACAAGAAGGAGUGA
This is a messenger RNA of Symbiodinium sp. CCMP2592, 363 nucleotides long. The record is from the annotation of a GenBank genome assembly. NCBI's taxonomy places the organism in Eukaryota, Dinophyceae, Suessiales, Symbiodiniaceae.